Messenger RNA from Anopheles nili, 3003 nucleotides. RefSeq names its product MOXD1 homolog 2-like. Bases 88 to 2283 code for a protein of 731 amino acids. The record is from RefSeq and is a predicted model, not a curated record. Gene Ontology annotation, molecular function: dopamine beta-monooxygenase activity; copper ion binding. Gene Ontology annotation, biological process: norepinephrine biosynthetic process; dopamine catabolic process; octopamine biosynthetic process. The transcript is spliced from 9 exons. Gene Ontology annotation, cellular component: secretory granule membrane. NCBI's taxonomy places the organism in Eukaryota, Metazoa, Arthropoda, Insecta, Diptera, Culicidae.
GUGUGUGUGGUUGUGUGGGAGAACUUCGUCACCGGAAAACGGUGCUCAGGUGAAAAAUCAAGUGAAAAACGAGAAGCAAAUCGAACGAUGGCGACCAUCGCGAAUGUGGUCCGCUGGUGGGUGAUGAUGGCGAUCGUGCUGUUGACGGUGGUGGGAGGUUUAUGUGCGAGUUCUUCUGCUGGUCCAGCGCCUCAAUGGGAGCAUCUAGUGGACUUCGAUCCCAACUAUCGGCUUCUCUGGACCGUAGGAAACCAAGAGGUGACGUUCGAGAUCCAAGCUCGCACGCUCGGGUACGUUGGCGUUGGAUUUUCACGUGACGGUACACUGGCCGGAGCGGAUUUGGCCGUCGGCUGGAUCGAUCAGGGCCACGUCUAUCUACAGGAUCGUCACAUCCGGGCGGAUAGCGACGGUGAACCCAUCGUGGACUCUUCGCAGGACUACACGCUGCUGCUCGGCUACGAGAACAUGACGCACACCGUAAUUAGAUUUAAGCGCAAUCUGGAUACCUGUGAUAUGAAGGACGACUUCCCGAUAACGAACGAUACGAUGCGCGUGCUGUUCCUGUACUCGAAGGAGAAACCCCGGUCAGGACCAAACAGUGCACUACCACUGCCGCUAGUCGCCUUCAAGGGAUCGCGGUCCAUCUUCCUGACGCAGCGCUCGAGCCAGGACGAGCUGUCGAACGCGCCGGCCAUCAGUAUCCUGGAGCUGCGCAACGAGGACGUCGAGCUGCCGGAGAGCGACGAGAGCCUCUACUGGUGCAAAAUCUUCAAGCUGGACGACUUCACGCAGAAGCACCAUCUCGUACGGUACGAACCGGUCUUCGAUUCGAGCACGAGCGUGCGCUACCUGAACCACCUCAUCCUGUACGAGUGCCAGGGGCUGUCGAAGGAGCUAGAGCUGCUGUCCCGCGAACGAGGCCAACCCUGCUUCCGGCUGCAACCGAUGCACUGCAACACCGUCGUAGCUAAUUGGGCUCGUGGAUCCGACGGUUUCACCUUCCCUCCGGAGGCCGGGUAUCCGCUUGAGUCACACCAGGCCACAUACUACAUGCUGGAGACGCACUACAACUAUCCGGACUACACGUACGACUUUUCGCUCUUCUACCGGAAGAACCUCAACGAGCAGCAGCGAAAUAUAGGUGUUCGGUCGCGCGAAGACGCUGUCGAAUCGCCACCACCGUUAGAGAGCGACCCGCGUUCAAACACCGAUGAGGAUAGCCUCGGAGAGGACGAUGAUGUGGCCGCAAUGGAGCAGCAGAUGGUGGACAAUUCGGGCCUGAAGCUGUACUAUACACAUCGAUUGCGACAGCACGACGCCGGUGUCCUGUCGGUGGGACUCGACCCGAACUGGCGGCACAUUAUUCCACCUCGGCAAGAAAAGGUGGUCUCACAGGGCCACUGCAUCGGGUCAUGUACGGCGCGGGCUUUCCCACGCGAAGGCAUCAACAUCUUCGCCGCCAUGAGUCGGACGCACCUGAUCGGCCGACAGGUGAAACUACGUCAGGUUCGAGGCAACACCGAGCUUCAGCCGAUUAUGCGCGACACCAACAUCGACCCGAGCUACCAGGACUACCGGCGGCUGGCGGUUCCGGCCCGGGUUCUCCCGGGUGACAGCCUCGUCGCGGAAUGUAUCUAUGACAGCUCGUCCCGCAAAUCCAUCACGCUUGGUGGCAUGACGACCCGGGAGGAAAUCUGUCUCAUCCUGACGCUGUACUACCCUCGUCAGCGGGAACUGACAUCGUGCCACUCGCUGCCGAGUCUGCCGACUGUUCUUCAUUCGCUCGGUAUCGAGGAGCUAGCCUCCGGUACCAAUCCGGUCGUGAUAGCCUCACCGGCGGAACUGGCCGGAAUGACGCUCGAGCGCCGUCUAACAUCCUACGACUGGGAGAACCAGUUCGAGAGCUUCCAGGACGCGACCAGGCAGGGUUCCUUCAAGCCACUCUGCUGGACGCCAACCAACACGAUGCUACCGGGCAUCGAGGCGGAAGCCUUUGGUAGCAACAUCACGCGUUCCUGGAAACCGGUGGACAAGUGCCGGAGCGUGCACACGAACCUAGUCACCGAGACCGGCCCGAACAUGAUCGACAUGCCAGCGAUGGACGAUCACGAGUCGACGAACAUGAUCGAUAUCGACCUGAAAGCGAAGAUGUCCCGGAGCGGCCAGCAGACACCACCUACGACCAACCACCGGCAGGUGGGCCGCAGUUCAGGCUCCGUGCCCGUCCUGGAUUCGAUUCUUGCGCUCACGAUGGCCACCAUCCUUGGGCGUUCGCUGCAGUAAGCAGCGACGAGUGAACCGAGUUUCCCGAAAGCAAUAAAUACUCCAAUAAAUACUCCUGGCGUACUUCGCUCCCGAUGGCGAUGCAAAGGAGACACCGAACCCGCACCGGAUGCUCAUUAAAUCUGCGCGAAAGGAAACAAUAUCGCCGGCGGGCGAUCAGACUCCCCGAACGGCAACGAACGGGCGCGCUCUUAUCUGUAAAUAUGUCAUGUAUCAAACACGCGGGCGAAUCGAUAGCGUCACGUACGCGCUACGAGCGUCAAGAGCCGGGAGCCAUUUGUAAAAUAAAAGUAAUAAUAAAAGCAACACACAGCAAACUACAAUCUCUAGCGCACGAGCAUGUAUAUACUAUCAUUGGAUGUAAAACCGACCUAAUAGCACUUUAGGAGUACGCGAGUUGGUUCUGCGAAUCGCUAAAGGACUGAGGUCCUUUUCACCCGGCAGUGGUUUAAUUUCAAAAGAACGUUUCUUCAAAAGAACUGCUUCUGUUAGGUAUCGAUGUAUCGUUUCGUUCACGUAGCUAAACCAAAAUCAGAUUACCAAAUCGAUUGUGCAGAGGGAUGUAGAAGGGGCCACAAUCAUACCAACUAUCCACUCAGACGAUGGCAAAGGUGCACGUUUGUAUUGCGAAAGAAAUGCGCGAGAGGGCAUGUGUAUAAUGUCAAAACUAAUAAAAACCAAAAUAAAAACAAAAUGAGAUUACGGAAUAAAAUAUAUGGA